AUGGAAGUGUCGUCAUUAACCCAUGGAAACCACUUGGCCCUGACCUGUCUUCAGUGUGCUCUUAAGAAUGACGGCCUUCGUAAUGCAUCAUACCAGCUGCCUUAUGGUUCUGUGAUUAUCCCUGGCCAGAAGCCCAGCCUUGGAUUUGCUCUGAGGCAAAAAUCGGCACUUCGUUCUGGAGGUCUCUAUCAUCUGUCAGAACAGUCUCCACUGUCAGGUAUGCCCAACCCGACCGUUGCCUCGGCAUUGCAGAAUGAGGAACUCCGUGGUGUCACUUACAGGUUCUCAGAUGACUUUGUUCUCACACGUCGGUUCCACAACCCAAAAAUGUCUGAUGCCAUCCAAAACCAGCAUCUUCGCUAUGCUUCAUAUAGGGUGCCAACACCCCUGCAAGGUGAGGAUUAUUGCUAUGCUGUGGUUCCUCCCUACGGACCACGCUCAGGCCACUGGGCCAGGAACGCCCAAGGAGGGGGGGAAGAAGGGGAGGAUGUUUGGGCAGCUGAGAGGGUUUUGCCACAUGGAACGGUCCAGAAUCUGUCAAAGUGGUCCAUGUACAGAGAAGAUGGGAUGUUAGAAGGAUAUUCACCCACACCUCAAUUUGUUGACGGAAAGCCUCAGGACCCUGACUGGACUCCUGACAGAGAAAGAGUACCUGGUCAAAGCUGGUUUGACAAGAUCAACUCUAUCCUAACCAUGCCCGCAACAGGCCACAGGGUAAAACGCUGGGCAGAGGGAAUGGAGGACAUGACACAGCUGCCUGAGCUGAAUGAAACUACAGUCCUCAUGAACCUGAAGAAGCGCUACGACCAGGAGCUCUAUUAUACCUACAUAGGCAGCAUCCUCGUGUGUGUAAAUCCCUACAAGUUGCUCAACAUUUAUGGCACAGACGUGGUGCUUCAAUAUGAAGGCCGCAACCUGAGUGACAACCCUCCUCAUCUUUUUGCCAUUGCUAAUCUCGCAUAUACCACCAUGAUGGAUGCCAAAAAGGACCAGUGCAUUGUGAUCAGCGGAGAAAGUGGGUCAGGAAAAACAGAAGCUACAAAACUGAUCCUGCGUUACCUGACAGCCAUACAUCACAAACGAAACGUCACACAACAGGUAGAUACUAUCCUAGAGGCCAUGCCCCUGCUGGAGUCUUUUGGGAAUGCCAAAACAGUGCGCAAUGACAACUCUUCACGCUUUGGCAAAUACACACAGCUCUACAUGGAGGAGGGUGUAAUCAGUGGUGCCAUAACGUCUCAGUACCUAUUGGAGAAGUCCCGCGUUGUCUUUCAGGCCAAAUAUGAGAGGAACUACCACAUCUUCUAUGAGAUGUUGGCAGGUCUUCCUCCUAAAGAGAAGAGCUCACUGUAUCUGCAGGAAGCUGAGACUUACUAUUAUCUGAAUCAGGGAGGGGACUGUACCAUAGAAGGGAAGGAUGAUGGGGAGGACUUCAGGCGUCUCCUGGGUGCCAUGGACAUCCUGUGUUUCACACCGGAGGAGAAAAACAGCAUCUACAGAUUGCUGUCCUCUGUUCUUCAUCUAGGGAAUGUUUACUUUCAGCCACACCAGGCUGAGGAUCAGGAGGUCGCAUCCGUGGUGAGUGCACAGGAGAUCAGGGUGGUUGCUGAGCUGCUGCAGGUCUCACCUGACGGCCUGCAGAAGUCUGUCACCUUUAAACUGACAGAUACAGUACGGGAAAAGAUCUACACUCCGCUCACAGUGGAGAGUGCUGUGGAUGCCAGAGAUGCUGUUGCCAAGAUCCUGUAUUCGCUGCUGUUUAGUUGGCUGACAGAGCGUAUCAAUGGACGGGUCUACCCUCGCAACGAAGCCCUCUCCAUCUCCAUAUUGGACAUAUAUGGUUUUGAGGAGCUACAGGUGAACAGCUUUGAGCAGCUUUGCAUCAACUAUGCCAAUGAAACUUUGCAGUUCUUAUUUAACAAAGUCAUCUUCCUCGAAGAGCAGGAGGAGUACAUGCGGGAGCAGAUCGAGUGGCAGCAGCAGCCUUUCAGCGACAAUCAGGCCUGUCUUGACCUCAUUGCUGCUAAGCCCCAUGGGAUACUGCGCAUACUGGACGACCAGUGUAGUUUCCCUCAGGCAACAGACCACACCUUCCUUCAGAAGUGCCACUAUCACCAUGGAAACAACCCACUGUAUGCCAGACCGAAGAUGCCACUGCCAGAGUUCACCUUGAAACACUAUGCUGGGAAGGUCACUUACCAGGUGCACAAAUUCUUGGACAAGAACUUUGACAUGGUCCGCCAGGAUGUUUUAGACCUCUUCAUCCAGAGCAAGAACAGAAUGGUAUCAAACCUCUUCUUGAAGCACUCAGAGUCUGUGUCUCAGCAGCAGUCUAAUAUGCGGCGCAGCAGCACAGCUCGUCGGUAUCAGGCCAACACGGUCAGCGCAAAGUUCCAGAGCAGUCUGCAGGCGCUGCUGGAGAAGAUGGAAAGGUGUAACCUUUAUUUUGUGCGAUGCAUCAAGCCAAACCAUCAUAAGGAGCCAGGCUUGUUUGACAUGGAGCUGGUCAACCUUCAGCUGCAUUACUCUGGCAUCAUGGAGACCAUCUAUAUCAGGAAGGACGGUUAUCCAAUCAGAUUGCACUUUCACAGCUUCCUAUCAAGGUACAAAAGCCUGCUCUGCCUGAAGGAUCUUCCACCUGCAGAUGGAGAAAACUGUAUCAACAUGCUCCACAAGCUCGGUCCAGUCAACCCCGGAUCAUAUCAGCUGGGAGUCAGUAAGAUUUUCCUGAAAGAGGAAUUGUAUCAGCUGCUUGAGGGUAAGCGUGACCGUCUGCUGAACAUGGCUGCCAUGAUGCUGCAGAGAUGCACCCGCAUGGUUUUUUUCCUAAAGAAGUUUAGGAAGAUCAGGCAGCGUGUGAUCCUGUUUGAAGCUCGCUGCAGAGGCUACCUGGCCAGAAAAAAGUUUAUUCUGAGGAGGAAGCACCUCAUCAGGUUACGCUCCAUUGUGCUACUCAUCAUCAACCGUCAGCGUUACAUGAGGAUAGUGGUGGAGGCUGCAAGGAAGGCAGAGGAGGAUCGCAUCAACAGAGAAGUGGUGGAUGUGACAACACUUCCUAUCCCGGCUGAGCUGGCAGCCCUGCUGCAGGAAGCUUCAGGUGGUGAAGAGCUGCUUUCUGACUGCCUGGCUGUGGUCCAGGCUCCAACGGUUCAAGUUGACCCCCAGUUGACUCUGCCCCUAGAUAUCAACAACUACCUCAUGACACACUACAUCCGGGCCAUAUUCAGGGAGCCGUUGUUUGGGAUGGUGACCACUCCGCUGGAGAGCUCUCUGAUUCGUCUGGAUGAGGAGCUAAAUCAGGGAGCGCUGAGUGUUUUCAUUCUGAUUUUAAGGUUCAUGGGUGAUCCUAACCUGAAUGGGGCUCAGGAGAAUCUAUUUGGAAACUACAUCAUUCAGAGAGGACUCGCCAAUUCCAGCCUCCGGGAUGAGAUCCUGGCUCAGGUAGUCAACCAGGUGUGGAGGAAUCCUAACAUUUUGAACUCAGAGCGUGGCUGGCUCCUCCUCUCGUCUUGUCUCUCUGCCUUCCUGCCUUCUCAAAGGUUGGCCAAGUAUCUGCUAAAGUUUGUGUCUGACUAUGGGCCAGAGGGCUACGACUCUGUGUGUCAGCAUCGUCUGCUUCAGGCUCUGCAGCGGCUGAAUGUCGGCCCAGAGUACGUGCGCACGUACCCGCCCUGUCUGCUGGAGUGGACCGCCAAUCGCAAGAGAGCUCACACUGUACUGCACAUAUACUGCUUUGAUGGUGUAUCCUUCCUGUGUCCUCUACACUCCUGGACGACAGGAGAAGAGAUGGCCAAAGACCUCUUACAACACAGGGGUGCAGCAGAGGGCCGCCAAGGCUGGUCAGUGCUGCUGAAGGAGGCGGCUCAGUGGGUGGAACUGGAGGGAUCUGACUACAUUCUGGACUUGAUGUCAGACCUGGAGCUUCCCGCUGAGUUCCCCAAACGCAACAGCUACUUCAUCAUCUCUGCACAGGAACCAACCAGAGUGCGGCCCAAUGCCAGCAUAAGCCUGUUGGGCGGUGGGUUUGACAGGAAUGAUGAUGUCAUAUCUUCAGCCAUACCUGGCUCUGAUUUACUCUCUAGCCAAGACUUGGAGCCUCAAAGAGGGAUGGAUCGUUAUCUGGACAGCCUGUUUGACCCUGUACUGUCUGAAGCAACCGGAGAAGUAGAAUCAGCUGCAGGACUGUCUGGCAGGAUGAAGGGGGCUGGAGGAGUUAGAGGGGGCUGGGACCAGGAAGGGCAGUCCACCCGCCCCCCACCUCCACCUGGAGCUGUGAGAGUCCUUCCUGUGGGAGGUGUGAUGUUGUCUCCUGUUGCUGCGGUGGCACCUAUAACACCUGAUGCCCAACAGGCUGUUUUGGCCCAGAGGCAGCAGGCGACCGUAAACCACGAGGCCCCAGUGGUCCAGCAGACGACCGCACAGGCCGCAGCCAUGGUCAGCAGCCCGGUGACAAGCCCCCCCACCUCCCCGAUCACAAGCCCUCCUAUGAGCCCCACGCUUCAUCAGCCUCCCAGACCCUAUGCUGGCAUACCUCCAAGUCCGUAUGCAAACAUCCCACCCAGCCCCUAUGCUAACUUCACUCCCACUUCCUACACAGCGGCGGACAUCCCGCCUAGCCCCUAUCCAGACACUGCUCAACAAGAACAAACUCCAUCUCAGCCUCCAGCUGAGCCCCAGUCUCAGCCUCAAGCUCACCCCCAGGUCCCCGGCCCUGACGCCAAACCUCAGCCGAGUUCCUCUAAAUCUAACAAAACUGGGCCAGGACAGCCUGCAGCUAACCCUGCUGCACAGGUUCAGUCAGGUAAGGACAGCGUUUCUCGGAGGAAGGCUCCAGGCAUCCCCAUAAACAAGGACAAACCAGCCAAGAAGUUUGCCCCAGUAGUUACGUCUCCUCCGCCCCCUGCUGGAGAGGUGGUGAAGUACUCAGAACGGACUCCAGAUCAUAUGGUCCCCAGCCAAAAUGUCCAAGAAAUCAUCAAAAGGUACAACACUCCACCUCCAGCCCCAGAGCCACUGUCACCGGGCAAAAGGAGACCAGAGGGUAAGUUUAAAAAGAAGCAGACCCCUCGUGAUGAAGCUUUACAGAUCCUCAAACCCCAGAUGGACAAUCCUCCUGCUCCACAGCCCAAACGUCCUGUUGCUCCCACACCUCCUGCACCUGCAGUGAAAGAAGAGGGUGUUAAACCCACCAAGAGUACAAAGACAAGAGCUCCUGUUCGUCCCCUCCCCAUACCUCCUCCAGUGUCUCGAGAGCUCCCAGUGGAGACGGAGAACAUCCUGACACAGCUUCAUCAGAGUGUCAACGAAGAGUACUACACCUACACCAAUGUUCCCUGGAGGUUGUACCUCAGGAAGGAGGUUUUCUAUCCCAAAGACAACUUCAACAGUCCCCUGGUGCUAGACCUCAUCUUCAAACAGAUAGUGAAUGACACUCUGUCAGAGGCGUGUGUUCGCAUCACACAGGAUGAAAGGCAGAGAAUGAAAGCUCUUUUUGCUAAACAUGGGGUUAAACAGAAUAUGGAUCCAGUGGAGGAGCACGUGAAGAAAACCAUUGUCACAGCAGCCAAGGAAACCUGGGAAAUAUACUUCUCCCGACUGUUCCCUGCCUCGGGUAGUGUAGGAACAGGUGUCCAGGUGGUGUCCAUAUCCCACAGCGGUAUUAAGCUGUUGAAGACUGUAAAAAGCAGCGCAGCAGCUCCAGACUACUUCAGAGUCCUGCGACCAUACACCUAUGCAGACAUUUUGUUUGUAACCAUCCCAUCUGAAAAUAUGCUUGAGUUCAAUCUGACCAACGAGAAGCUGAUACUGUUCUCAGCCAAGGCGCCACAAGUCAAACACCUCAUAGACACCUUCAUCAGUGAGAUUAAAAAGGACUCAGACUAUGUAAUUGCAGAGCGUAACUUCGUGACAGACAACCGCUCGAUGCUCAGCUUCCACAAAGGUGACAUCAUCAGGCUGGAGGUUAUGGACGGGCUGGAGAAAGGUUACAGCUACGGCUGUGUGGUAAGAAAGAAGGUGGUGUUUUUGGAGGAGCUGAAAAGGGACACACAAGACUUUGGUUGGAAGUUUGGCGCUGUGUUUAGUCGCUCCGGAGCAUUCCCAGCUGAAUGUGUCCAUCCCGUCGCUCCUCCUGACUUCCUGUCGCUGCCACUGGACCGCAAGUCGGAGCCUCGAGGAGGAGCGGGACAGUUUGCUGUGUCAUCAGCCGUCGCUGUUGCUGUGGCGUCCACCGUGGCUGCACACGAGAUAGAUCAAACAAUCGAAAAGGUUUCCCUUGAUGGUUUUGCUGAUGGAGAUCUGGAUGAGAGGGCCUUGCUGGACAGUAAAUAUGACAUGCUGGAGUUCGCCAAGAAAUACUUCAGACAGGGACCCAGUGGGAAGGGAGAUUCUCUGAAGAGCAAAAGCAAGAGCAGAAGCUCCAGGGAUCCCACUGAACUGAUCAAAUUCUCCAAGACUCCUCUGACCGAGUCUCUGAUAGAGUUUACUGAUCCAGCAUUGAACAGAGUGGCAGCUGAUCUCUUCCUGUCUGUGAUGCGUUUCAUGGGUGACUCUCCAUCAAGGGGACUGACUGAACAAGAAGUGGUCAGCACUUUCCUCAAGCUUGUAGGAGAGUUCACCUUGAUGAGGGAUGAGGCUUACUGCCAGCUGCUCAAACAGCUUACUGCUAACACCAGCUCUAAACCUGAUAGUUGCCAACGAGGCUGGAGGCUGCUGUACAUCCUGACUGCUUUCCAUCGCUGCUCUGAGGUCCUCAACCUUCGCAGUGCUGGAGCACAGUAUCAAGGCAUAGCCAAAGCAUGUGAGCAAAACCUGAAGAAGACGUUCCAGUAUGGAGGACGCAUUGUUCCACCCAACAGCAUGGAGCUGAAGGCGAUGAUGGCAGGACGAAGUUCAAAACGUCAGCUGUUUCUCUUUCCUGGAGGCCUCGAACGCCACGUGAAAAUCAAAACAUGCUCUAUUGCCCUGGAGGUGAUUGAGGAGUUAUGUUAUGAGAUGGAUUUACACAGACUGGAGGCCAUGGAAGAAUAUACCAUAUUUCUAGUCAGCAAUAGAGGCCAGCAUGUGCGCCCUCUGAACAAGCACGAGUACAUCCUGGAUGUGGCAACAGAGGCCGAGAUAAUUGACACAAACUACAGCUUUUGGUUCAGACGAGUCAUCUGGACUCAGCCGCUCAAGUUUGAAAAUGAGCUCUGUGUCACCAUGCAUUAUAACCAGAUACUGCCGGACUACCGUAAAGGUCUGCUGAAUGUUCUUCCAAAUGGAAAAGUGAGCGACCAACAGUUCCACCAGAUCUCCAAACUGGCAGCUUUGCAGCACAGAGCCAAAGAUAUUAUCUUCAUCCCCAGCAUACAUGAGUUAUCAGAGUACAUCGCCACACCUCUGUUCAAAAAGCAGCCACCCCAGCAGUGGGUUACCAUGGUGACACAGCACAUGCAGCAAGUGCAGACCCUGAACCCGCAUCAGGCCAGGGCGCAGUUUCUGGGGCUGAUCAGUGCAUUCCCCAUGUUCGGCUCCGCAUUCUUUUACAUCCACAGCAGCAGUUCCACCACCUUCUACGCCCCCUCUAUUCUUGCUGUCAAUCAACAUGGUCUCCACUUCCUGCACAAAAAUACACAUGAGCUGAUUGCAUUGGUCCCCCUGGUGGAAGUGCAGUCCAGCCGCACCCAGAGGCCCACUGCUGGGACCAGUUACCCAUAUGUGGACCUUACCCUAGGGGACAUGAACACACAGCGGGUCAUCCAACUGCAGCUAGAGCAGGGCCUGGAGUUGUGUCGAGUCAUUGCCAUGCAGGUAGAAAACAUGAUGUCUGUGGAGAAGAAGAGGCUCACCCUGCCACCCAGCGAAAUCACCAUGUUAUAACAUGCUUAAUUGUACACACACACUCACACACACACAUAGAAAUGCAGAAAAACCUGUAAAAACAACCUACCUCUUGUUACCUUCAGGUAUUUGUUGUGUGAAGCUCACACACUAAUAUGAUAUGUAAAUCAAGUGUACCCUGAAGUCAGUCUCACUUUUGAUUAUUGUACUGUGAUAAUUGCACAAAGUGCAGCCUAGGGACAGUGAUAAGUUUGUACUGAUCAGUGUUUCUUUUCAGACUGACACCGUGAUAACUGAACUUACUGUAAUAUAGUGAACAGGUUUAAAUAUGUUUGAUCUGCAUAACAGAUAUGGAUGAAAAGUGAGGAAGGUUCACAGGCCUGUGCCUUUUCAUUACAGUUUUAUUAUUGUUAGUAACAUUUUUAUAUUUUUCAUUACUAUCGUACUGUAAAACUUGAUAUGGGUGUAAACUGUUGUA
Molecule: messenger RNA, 8299 nt
Organism: Monopterus albus (swamp eel)
Lineage: Eukaryota; Metazoa; Chordata; Actinopteri; Synbranchiformes; Synbranchidae
Gene: myo15ab
Product: myosin XVAb
Cellular component (GO): cytoskeleton; myosin complex
Molecular function (GO): cytoskeletal motor activity; protein binding; ATP binding
Source: RefSeq, a predicted model, not a curated record